AUGCAGUUCGAGCAGGAUCUAAUACGUUCUGACAGCGAGAUAUCAAGGACGUUCGAGAAGCGUCGGAAAAACAUUUUUGAAGAAUUUGGUGAAAAAUUAUUAACAAGAUUCUUAAAUCAUUUAUUAAAUUCGAGCGGCACGAACAGGCAGCAAACUCAAAAAUAUGACACCUGGGCAUACGUGUGCGAGAUUGAUUCGUAUAGACAACAAAGACAUUCGGUAACUGUUGAUGUCGGUUACAUAUACAAAGAUAGUACUGCAUAUGAGAAACUCCUAAAUGAAAGAAAACAACCAGACAAGCCUUUCAAAAAUCGUCUUCACGACCAACAUAACAUGACAAUUAGCAGAAGCGUCUUGACAACCAGCACUAAAAUCCUUUGCCACGUACACUAA
This is a messenger RNA of Helobdella robusta, 393 nucleotides long. RefSeq lists its product as hypothetical. The transcript has 4 exons. The record is from RefSeq and is a predicted model, not a curated record. Lineage: Eukaryota; Metazoa; Annelida; Clitellata; Rhynchobdellida; Glossiphoniidae. The coding region runs from base 1 to 393 and encodes 130 amino acids.